GAUUGGUGGAACAGUAGUGUGAUUUGCGUCAACAGCCCUAACGACAUUCAUGGCACCACUUGGGGCACUGAUCGUGUAGGUUCAGCGCUGGAGAGGGGAAGCCGCUGGCCUUCUGGGAUGUUCUUUCAAUGCAUCUCGCUGUUGUCAGCGAUAGAAAUAAACCUGUAGGAGAUAUUUCAGAAGCGUAGGAGCCAUGCCGGAGAGAACGAGGUCGCUGAAUCCUCAGCGGCAGGCGGCGAAGCACGAAAUGCCGAAUCCUUUCCACGAUGUGCUCAACACGCCGCGAGGGACGAAUAGGAACCGCGAGAGGGAGAGGGAGAGGGACGUGAGCCCGCUACUGAGACCAGACACAGCACGGGAGCUUAACCCUAGUUUGGAUGCAAGCUUCGACUCUCUGCGGCUGGAUAACUCUAGGGAGGGUAACGGAAUGCCUAAUUUGAGGGAGAGUAGCGGAAUGUCUAGUUUGAGAGAGGGUAGCGGAAUGUCGAUCGGCGAUCCUGGUGCGAGAGCCGAAUCAGGCAGAAUGGGUCACAGCGGCCUCAGUCAGAUGCAUCCGCUCUCCGCAGGCCUCUCCGAUGUGAUGUCGACCAUGCCCCUGAGCAUGGACUUCAGCAUGCUCGAGAGCAUCAGCUCGCUCAAUCGGACCACCGGAGGCCAUAAGCACAUGACGCCCGGCAAGGCGCACCCGAUGUCCCUGUCGGCGCAGCGGCCCAGCAUUCGCGUCUCGCACCUCGACGUCAGCGACGGGUCCAUGAGCGGUCUGCAACGAGCGCUCGAAUUCGCCAAGGAAAAGGUCGACAACGAGCUUCGCGUAUUCGUCAGCGACAUCUCCAAGCGACUGAACCUCCCGGGAGCGGCGGCGACGCUCAGAACGCCGCCCAAGUCGCCCGUCUCCCCGUCUAACGGCUACCCGUCAACUUUCACGUCGUUCCUGAUGUCGCCGGAGUCGUCAAGGUGGGAGCAAGGCGCGCUCUACCUCAAGGACUUAGCCGAGAAAUGCUUGCGAAUGCCCGCAGAGGAAUUUGGAUCGGCGUGCGAGGACAUAGUGCAUGAUCUAAACAUGUCGCGCCAGGAACUCCCCAUGGGAACCCUAAAGCAGCUGCACAUGAAAAUGCUCUUCAUUCUCACCCGCUGCACUCGCCUGCUGCAGUCGCAGAAGGAAGCCGAGGCGGGGAUGCCGUACGGGGGGGCGUAUGGGGGGCCGUAUAGGGGAGCUGAGGUCUUAGCCACGCCGAUGGUUCGUAACCGCCCCCCUGGGUUACCGUCCAUGUCGCUUCGGUCGCAGGCGUCGAUGGCGGCUUCUCACUUCCCGCCGUUUUCCGCGUCGAAGGUUCCCGAACACCCCGCGGAACACCCCGCGGAGCACUCCGCGGAGCAGCCGGCGGAGCAGCAGCGGCCUCCUCCCCGCGCGCAGCAGCAGCCGCGGCCGAUCAUCCGGUGGGACUCGUGCCCUGCGCCCGCGGACUGGCGGGUGCGCGACCCCAAGGCGGAGCAGAAGGGGGGGCUGGGGAAGGGGCUGGGGGCGCGCAAGGACGAGGGGAAGCAGCGGAGCACGAGCAAGUCGGGGAUGCUCGACGACUGGAGUGCGGCGGUGGCGGAAAUGCGCGGGGCGCUGGAUAGCGGAACCUACGUGCCGGGGGGGGAUUUUACGCAAGAGGAUAGCGCGAGCGCCGGAUUUGGAUCUGGGUUUGGAACAGGUUUUGGGUCCGGGCUUGACGGAGGUUCGGGGUUAGGCUCGGGAUCAGGCUCGGCCCCGAGCUCCUCCAGCCUACUCCCGGGUUCUAGCUCGGGUCUAGGGUCAAGCUCGGGCCUCGGCGCGAGCUUAGGACUAGGCUCGAGCCCAGGUUCGGGGCUUGGUUCGUCGAAGAAGAAGCUGUCCGGAGGGUUGAUUGGGGGUGUGACGAGUCUGGUUCGGAUGGUGAGUGGGAAGCUCGAGGAGCUGCUGGCGUCGGUAAAGGAGGAAGAAGCGGCGGAGAUGGAGGAGGCGAGGAAGGAUAGGGUAGAGAAGGGAAAGGAGAAGGGCAAGGAGAAGAUGGAUAAGGGCAAGGAGAAGAUGGAUAAGGGAAAGGAGAAGGCGGAGAAGGGGAGGGACAAGAGCGCAGGCAGGAAAGGGAGCUGCACGACGGUGUCCGCAUCGCCUGUGGCGAAUAAACGGUUGUCAGAAGAAGGUCGAGAGGAAGGGGACGUGUCGUUGGCUAGUAGCAGCGGCGAGCAGGGAUGGCUGCAGCAGCUGUUCCAGCAACAACCCCCGCAGCAGCAGCAGCAGCAGCCUCAGCAGCAGGAUCAGGCGCAGCAAUCGUCCGUGGGGUCACAGCAGCAUUUACAGCAGCAGCUGCCACAGCCGCAGCCGCAGGUGCAGGUGCCGGGCAGUGAGAUGCUGAUGGGGGGUCAACAAGCCCAUGUGGCCGGUCCUCCACCAGCCACUCUCGCGGACACCGAGGUGCACGGGUCCACGAGCGCGCGGGGGCUGCUGUGGGGGCGGGUGGCGGAGAUCCGCAAGGAGGAGGAGAUCCAGCGCGCCAUGCGCAGCCAGUCCGCGCGGGAGAAGUCAUCCCUCUCCCGAUCAGGCGACUCUGGCCCGCCCCCCUUCGCGGCAGCAGCAGCAGCGGCGGCGCCGGAAGAGAUGGAUACAGCAGCAGAGCUUGGACCAGCCACAGACCCAGCGGUAGCAGCAGCCCUUUCGGCGGCGGUGGAAGCAGCAGGCGCAGGGGGAGCAGUGGGCGCAGGGGGAGCAGUGGGCGCAGGGGCAGCAGGGACGAGCGGCGGUUGGGGUGAGACGGCGGGUGCAAGCAUGGCGGUGCAGGGCGGGAGUGAGGAGAGGAAGGGACAGGGGGACGCGCGGCGGGAGGGGGACCUGGAUAAGGCGCACAGACGAGGCGAGGGGCGCAGCAGCAGGGCGUGGGACGUGAGGGUGGCGAGCGGCGAGGACGAGAGGAUGGAGAGCAGGAGGGCUGGGGGCGCGAGAGAGGCGCCUCUGCUGUCGCCCAACCACGCAGAGGACUUUGACGACCUGCAUGAAAAAGCGAUGAUGCGAUCGGUGUCUGGGCGGCGGGUUCAGUACAAGUAUGGGUACUGGGGCAAGGGCGAGAACGAGGAGGAGGGGGGGGAGUACGUGGAUGGGAUGGCUCCGGGCGAGGGGGAGGAGGAGUGUGUGGUCAUCUGCCGCAUCUGUGAGGAAGAGGUGAAUGUCACGCAGUUGCAGGAGCACUCGCGGCUCUGUGCGCUCGCAAACCGCUGCGACUCCGCGCAGUUCUCGAUUGACGAUCGGUUGAGGAGGCUAGCGGACGGCCUGGAUCACAUCUCCAACGAGCAGGUGUCGCGGCUGGGCGCCAUGUCGUUCCAACGGGUGCCGUCCAACUCGUCGUCCGCUGCUGGAGGGUCCACCUCAUCUGUGGUAGCAGUGGGGCCGGAUUCGCAUUCGCAACUCGUGGGCUCGACAGGAGUAGGAGCCGCAGGGGCGAAGCCGGGUGGUGGCAGGUUUCUGUCUCCCUUGGGGAGCAGCAUGGUAUCGCAUGCGGAUGUGCGAGAGGGGGACGAAGGCGGGUCAGCAGGCGAGGGAACGGAGCGGUAUGGUGAAGAGGAGCAUCAGCAGGUGCCAGGGCAAGAAGCAGCAGACCAUCACGGCAGAGAAAACGGGUUGCUGCACCCAGGCGCUCCUAUAAGCCCCACAGAGGACCAUCCAGACCACCAAGACCACCAAGAGCAUCAAGGCGCAGGGAGCAGCGGGAACGCGUCAAACUGGUCGUACGUGAGCCAUCACCUGCAGCAGCAGCAGCAGCAGAAGCUGCAGCAGCAGCAGCAGCAGCUGCAGGCAGCAGGGGGAGAGGAAGGGUCCCAUUACGAGCCGUCCAUGAGCGCCGUGACCAGCAUGAGUGGGGCCACGUCCACUAGCGGGUUCCUCUCCGCCGGUACUUCGUCGCCCAUGCCCACGUCGCCCGCAGGCUCGGCGGGGACACGGGGGGAGAGCCACGGCGGGUACGGCAGCCCGGCGUCGUCGCUGCUGAAGAGCGCGCUGGCGGGGGGAGGAAGGGAGCUGAUGGAGGAGCAUAUCCACAUGGUGGCGCAGGAGGAGAUCGCCCUGAUGGACGACUUGGCUGAUAUAGCCCAGGACGUGGCGGAUGUGUCUCUGGAGGACGAGAAGCCGGAGGAGCUGCUGCUGACGGACAUGCGGGACCUCACGGACCUCCUGCGCACCAAUGACGCGCGCUUCCUCACCAUUGACGUGUUUGGGCGGCGUAUCACCAAGCUGCUGCAGGAGAAGUACUACCGCCUGCGGGACAUCCUGGACCACCAGAUGGGUGCAGCAGCUGGUAACGGGCUGCCACCCUACGAUGGGGUGGACGGAGCAGGGAGGCAUUAUGCGGACGAGGAGGGGGAAGACGUGCUGCAGCUCUCCCGCAGCGGCCGAAGCACCCCGCCAAACCCCUCUGCUGGCGGUGGUAGUGCUGCUGGUAGUGUUGCUGGCGGUGGCGGUGGUGGUGGUGCUGGUGCGUCGUCGUCGUCAGCGGCGGCUGCGACGGCGGCUGCGCGGGACCGCACGACGAUCGACGACUUUGAGCUGAUCAAGCCCAUCAGCAAGGGCGCGUAUGGGAGGGUGUUCCUGGCGAAGAAGAAGACCACGGGGGACCUCUUUGCCAUCAAGGUGCUGCGCAAGGCGGACAUGGUGCGCAAGAACGCGGUGGAGAGCGUGCAGGCAGAGAGAAACAUCCUUGCAUCCGUGCGGAGCCCCUUUGUGGUGCGUUGCUUCUACUCCUUCACGUGUCGCGAGAACCUGUACCUGGUGAUGGAGUACCUCAACGGGGGCGACCUCUUCUCGCUGCUGCAGAACCUGGGGUGCCUGGAGGAGCCCAUGGCCAAGGCCUACAUCGCCGAGCUGGUGCUGGCGUUGGAGCAUCUGCAUGCGAGUGGCAUCAUCCACCGCGACCUCAAGCCCGACAACCUGCUCAUCGCCUACGAUGGCCACAUCAAGCUCACGGAUUUCGGCCUCUCCCAGAUGGGUCUCUUCAACAGCACGGGCGACUUUGCUAUCGGCCCUCUCGCCACCACCGGCCCGUCCGAGCCUCCCUCGCCCAACAUCGCCGCCGCCGCCGCUACUGCUGCUGCCGCCGCCGCCGCUGCCGCUGCUGCUGGUGGUGCUGCUGCUUCCGCUGCCGCAGCUGCUCUUGCCUCCUCCCACCCCCCGGCCGCCCUGGGCCUUCCCAAAUCCGGCUCCACAGAGUCAGCUGCCUCUGUCUGUGCCUCCAUCCCCACCUCGCCUCUCUGGGCGGCAGACCGCCCGGCAGACUUCCCCCAUGCCCCAUCUGGCGCCUCCUCCCGCCCCUCGUCCUCUUCCGGCAGGACUUCCCCUUUUUCCGGAGUUCCUGGGGGGUUGGGCGGCUCAGGGAUGGCGGGCGGUGGGGUUGGGGUUGGAGGUUUGGGAGGGGGUGGGAGUUCGGGGGUUCUAGGGGGGGGAUCGGCGUCGCCGGCGUGGAAGGCGGAGGUGGAGUCGUUGGCGGGGGCGGGGCAGAGCCCGGCGCCGGAUGUGGAGAAGAAGAAGGAGCAGACCGUGGGCACGCCCGACUACCUCGCCCCGGAGAUACUGCUCGGCACGGGCCAUGGCGCCACAGCGGAUUGGUGGGCAGUGGGGGUGAUGCUCUUUGAGCUGCUCUGCGGCGUGCCGCCCUUCAACGCGCCCUCCCCAGAGAUAAUUUUUGACAACAUACUGAAUCGUGACAUCCCGUGGCCGGAGGUGCCUGAGGAGAUGUCCUAUGAAGCCAUGGACCUCAUCGACAGGCUGCUGCACCCCGAGCCAUCGCAGCGGCUGGGAGCGCGCGGAGCAGAGGAGGUGAAAGCACACCCCUUCUUCGCCAACAUCCGCUGGGAGACCCUUGCGCAAGAACAGGCUGCUUUUGUCCCGAGCCCAGACAGCCCGCACGACACGGGGUACUUCUUGACGCGCGGGUGGCAGCAGGAGCAGGGCGCGAUGAUGGAUGGUGGCAUGGCCAUGGGGGAGAGCGAGAGCGCCAGCAGCGACGCCUGCAGUAGCACCUCUGCUGACGACUUUUACCAGGGCGAACAGGGAGACGAGCCCGGAGACAUGAGGAACUUCUCAGACAAUGUGGCGGCAGCCUUCACUAACUUCUCCUUCAAGAAUCUCUCUCAACUAGCGGAGAUCAACUACGAGUUCCUAGGGCGGCAAAAGAGCCCCCCGAGCCAUCUAAAGUGAACAAGGCUUUUCACGAACCAGCCUUAUAAUGAAGCAGUUUCUAUAGGGGCAGCAGCCACAGUGCCGGUGCGGUCACCAUCCACUGUAGCAGCAUGCGGUUUCGCACACGGCACUGAAGGCGUUUGGUUUUUUUGUCUGAUCCCAAGGGGAGUCAGUCCUUCGGCUCCUAAAGCAGCCACCGCUCAAUCGAUCCGAUCGCUCAUGUGCUGUUACUGUUAUGUGGUGCGGUGUGGCCUGUGUGCGUGGUUGCAUGCACGUGUGCGCUUUUUUGUUCUCGUCCCCUUCCCCCCCUCCCCCAAAGCACGAGUGUUUGCACCAGUUUUUGUCCGGCUUGAGCUGAUCACCAGUGCUGGGAUGAGCCGGUGUUUAACUGGUGAGGGAGGGACAGAGGGCGUUGGAGAUAACGGCGUUGGUGCAUGUUCGAGAGAGCAGCAGAGGGAAGCUGGGCGUUGGGGCAUGGGGGGCGGUAUCAGCAUUCAGGCACUCAUCUGUCUACACGAGCUGCUGCAUCUGUUGCUCCUACUGGAGCUGCUGCAACUCCUGUCACGCCAAGCAAGGCCAUGCUGAGACGUGAGAUUUUCCUUUUGCCUUGUUGGCAUCCCCUUUUUCCCCCCGGUUAGUUCUACACGAUUGCCGCGCUGUGCUCAGCCGAAAUAGCUGCCAAGUUACUGCGUCCAUCGGGAUUAACUAGUUUUGCCAGGUGUGGGGUUUGAAAUCUCCACUUUGAUUGUUUGAUUGUUUGAUUUCAUGUUAAUCUGUUUUGCACUGGUUCUUGGAAUACAUUGUACAUCGACUU
Messenger RNA from Closterium sp. NIES-67, 7001 nucleotides. NCBI's taxonomy places the organism in Eukaryota, Viridiplantae, Streptophyta, Zygnematophyceae, Desmidiales, Closteriaceae. The record is from the annotation of a GenBank genome assembly.